Messenger RNA from Osmerus eperlanus (European smelt), 5616 nucleotides. RefSeq names its product Ras protein-specific guanine nucleotide-releasing factor 2b (gene rasgrf2b). Gene Ontology annotation, molecular function: protein binding; guanyl-nucleotide exchange factor activity. The record is from RefSeq and is a predicted model, not a curated record. Gene Ontology annotation, biological process: positive regulation of GTPase activity; Ras protein signal transduction. The coding region runs from base 87 to 4223 and encodes 1378 amino acids. NCBI's taxonomy places the organism in Eukaryota, Metazoa, Chordata, Actinopteri, Osmeriformes, Osmeridae. Gene Ontology annotation, cellular component: plasma membrane. The transcript is spliced from 29 exons.
ACAUGCGUCAUGACAGAUAUUGGCUCCCGGUAAAGUAUCUAAUCCAGGUUUUUCUAAACCGUUGACAGGAUAAACCUUGCUACAACAUGCAGAAGAGUGUCCGUUACAACGAGGGUCACGCGCUGUUCCUCUCAGUGGUAGCGCGUAAGGAAGGGACCAAGCGCGGUUAUCUGAGCAAGAAGACCACGGAGAACAGCCGCUGGCACGAUAAGUUAUUUGCACUGUACCAGAACGUGCUGUUUUACUUCGAGAAUGAACAGAGCGCGCGACCUUCAGGGAUUUACCUGUUGGAAGGAUGCACCUGCGAGCGUGUGCCCGCGCCCAAAGUCUCCACAGCGGGAAAGGAGCCCUUGGAUAAACAGCAUUACUUCCUUAUAGUGUUUGGCCACGACGGACAGAAGCCCCUGGAGCUGCGAACAGAUGAGGAGAAUGAAUGUGACGAAUGGGUGGAGGCCAUACAGCAAGCCAGUUACUCUGACAUCAUCAUCGAGCGCGAGGUUCUGAUGCAAAAGUACAUCCACCUUGUCCAGAUUGUGGAGACCGAGAAGGUGGCGGCCAACCAACUCCGCACCCAGCUGGAGGACCAGGACACGGAGAUCGAGAGGCUGAAGGCUGAGAUCCUGGCACUGAACAAGACCAAGGAGAGGAUGAAGCCCUACCACACCCAGCAGGAGCAAGAUGACCCAGACAUCAAGAAGAUCAAGAAGGUCCAGGGCUUCAUGCGAGGCUGGCUGUGCAGGAGGAAGUGGAAGAGCAUCGUCCAGGACUACAUCAGCUCCCCCCACGCUGAGAGCAUGAGGAAGAGGAACCAGAUUGUCUUCAACAUGGUUGAGGCAGAGACAGAAUAUGUCCACCAGCUGUCUAUCCUGGUCAACUGUUUCCUGCGGCCACUCCGCAUGGCAGCCAGCUCUAAGAAGCCUCCUAUCAGACAUGAUGACGUCAGCAGUGUGUUCCUCAACAGUGAGACCAUUAUGUUCCUGCAUGAGAUCUUUCAUCAGGGCCUGAAGGCUCGCAUCGCUAACUGGCCUACUCUGGUGCUGGCGGAUCUGUUUGACAUCUUGCUCCCCAUGCUGAACAUCUACCAGGAGUUUGUCCGUAACCACCAGUACAGCCUGCAGGUUCUGACCAACUGCAAGCAGAACCGAGACUUUGAUAAGCUGCUUAAACAGUAUGAGGCCAACACUGCCUGUGAAGGACGCAUGUUGGAAACCUUCCUCACAUACCCCAUGUUUCAGAUCCCUCGCUACAUCAUCACUCUACAUGAGUUGUUGGCACACACUCCACAUGAGCAUGUGGAGCGCAAGAGUCUGGAGUUUGCCAAGUCCAAGCUGGAAGAGCUGUCAAGGGUGAUGCAUGAUGAGGUGAGUGACACAGAAAACAUCCGUAAGAACUUGGCAAUAGAGAGGAUGAUUGUGGAAGGCUGUGACAUCCUACUGGACACCAGCCAGACCUUCGUUAGACAGGGAUCUCUGAUCCAGCUCCCGUCGGUGGAGCGAGGUAAGCUCAGUAAGGUGCGCCUGGGCUCUCUGUCUCUGAAGAAGGAAGGAGAGAGACAGUGCUUCCUGUUCACCAAGCACUUCCUCAUCUGCACACGCAGCUCAGGGGGCAAGCUGCACCUGCUCAAGCAAGGAGGGGUCCUCUCUCUAAUAGACUGCACUCUCAUAGAGGAGCCUGAUGCUGCCGAUGAGGAGGCUAAGUCAGGCCAGGUGUUUGGUCAGCUGGACUUCAAGCUGGUGGUGGAGCCGUGUGAUUCAGCGUCCUUCACUGUGGUUCUUCUGGCUCCCUCUAGACAGGAGAAGGCUGCCUGGACCAGUGACAUCAGUCAGUGCAUAGAUAAUAUCCGUUGUAAUGGUUUGAUGACUAGUGUGUUUGAGGAGAACUCCAAAGUCACUGUGCCUCAUAUGAUCAAAUCCGAUAUGCGUCUCCAUAAAGAUGAUGUUGACAUUUGCUUCAGCAAGACGCUCAACUCGUGCAAGGUCCCCCAGAUCCGGUAUGCCAGCGUGGAGCGCCUGCUGGAGAGGUUGACAGACCUGCGCUUCCUGUCCAUAGACUUCCUCAACACAUUCCUACACACCUACAGAGUCUUCACCUCCGCCUCUGUCAUCAUGGACAAGCUGGCUGACAUCUACAAGAAACCUUUUACCUCCAUUCCCAUCAGGGUUCAGUACCACUCAUUCGACCGUCUGUCCAUCACCUCCGUUUGUCCAGACUACACCCUGAAGAUCAGGAAGAUCUCUCUGGACCAGUCUAAGUCUCUGGAGUUGUACUUUGCCACCAGUCAGAACAACAGAAACAGCGCUGAGCACGUCAGCGACAAAUCCCCUCGCCUCUGCCGUAAAUUCUCCUCUCCUCCUCCCCUCUCCCUCCCCUCCCACUCCUGCUCUCCCUUACGCAUGCGCAAACUUUCCCUUAACUCCCCACUCAACUCCCCCCUCAGCUCCCGGCUGGCUGGGCUGGAUCUCAGCUACCCAAACUUCGCCCUCUCCUCGUCCCAGUCUUAUGUCAGUAGCCCAACCUCAACACACACACCUCAAACCCCUCCCCUCUAUACAUGCACCCCUCAAACCCUGCCCGCUUCCACACACCAGACCCCUACCACACCCUCCCCCACUCCCGAAACCCCCGCCCCUGAGACCCCCAACCCCCCUAUCUCUGUGGAUGCGCCCCACACUCCUCCUACCUCCAUACCCACACCACAGACACCACCUUUCGCAGACACCCAACAGACACUAGCUUCCCCUCUCACAUCCACCCCCACCUCCCCUCCCACAACCACCCCCACCUCCUCUCCCACCUCCACCUCUCCUCCUACCUCUACCCCCACCUUCUCCACCUCCCUUCCACUGGGCUGUGGUCUCCCCCAGGACCAAGACCCCCUUCCCCCCUCUUCCCCUGACCAGAGCCCCACUAUUCUCUCAGAGGGGGAUGAGCUACCCAGGAUGGAUGCCUUCUGUGGGAAACUGAGACGCAGCAUUCGCAGAGCUGUGCUGGAGUCUGUCUCUCUGGAGAAGAUCCUGCCAGAGUCUCCCCAGAGCAGUGAUCCAGGAGAGACCUCUCCCUGCCGCUCUCCCUCCACCCCACGACACCUCCGCUACCGGCCAGGAAUCCAAUCAGGAGAGAACUCUCGCUCUUCCGUCUCUCCUGCCUCAGCCUUCGCUAUUGCCACGGCUGCAGCUGGACAUAGUUCUCCCACAGUGUUCACUAACUCUGAGAGGACAUGUGAUAAGGAGUUCAUCAUCCGCAGGGCUGCCACCAACAGAGUUUUAAAUGUGUUGCGACACUGGGUCUCCAAACACUCCCAGGACUUUGAGAUGAAUGGGGAGUUGAAGAUGAGCGUGGCCUGUCUGCUGGAGGAGGUGCUGAGAGACCCUGACCUUCUGCCUCAGGAAAGGAAGGCUACUGCCAACAUACUGAGCGCGCUUUCCCAGGAGGAGCAGGACGACACACAGCUAAGGAUAGAGGACAUCCUACAGAUGGUGGAGUGCCCCAAAGCAGAAUGUUUUGAGUCCCUGUCAGCGAUGGAGCUGGCUGAGCAGAGCACCCUGCUAGACCACAUCAUCUUCAGGAGUAUUCCCUACCAGGAGUUCCUGGGCCAGGGGUGGAUGAAGGUGGACAAGACAGAGAGAACACCCUACAUCAUGAAGACCAGUCAGCACUUCAAUGAUAUGAGUAACCUGGUGGCGUCUCAGAUCAUGACCCACACAGAUGUGGGCUCCCGAGCCAGCUCCAUAGAGAAGUGGGUGGCCGUGGCCGACAUCUGCCGCUGCCUCAACAACUACAAUGGUGUCCUGGAGAUCACAUCUGCCCUAAACCGCAGCGCUAUCUACAGGUUGAAGAAGACAUGGGCCAAAGUCAGCAAGCAGACUAAGGCCCUGAUGGACAAGCUGCAGAAGACUAUUUCAUCUGAGGGGAGGUUCAAAAACCUGAGAGAGACUCUCAAGAACUGCAACCCCCCCUGUGUGCCAUACCUGGGGAUGUAUCUGACAGACCUGGCCUUCAUUGAGGAGGGGACCCCCAACAUCACUGAGGAAGGCCUGGUCAACUUCUCCAAGAUGAGGAUGAUUUCCCACAUUAUUAGAGAGAUACGUCAGUUUCAGCAGACACCCUACAGGAUAGAACACCAACCUAAGGUUACCCAAUAUCUCCUGGAUAAGACUCUGAUCAUGGAUGAGGACACUCUCUAUGAUUUGUCCCUCAAGAUUGAGCCCCGCCUUCCAGCCUGAGAGCUGUCUGGACCAAUGGGAGCCUGUCAAACCUGCAUUUCCCCUGCAUGGGCGUUGGCCAAUCAUAUCCAGUGUAAUGAAACUAGAGGUGACGGAGGUGAUAACUGACUGGCAAUCUUUUAUAAGAGGGAAGAAGGAAAGAAGAAAAAGCCUGAUGGCGAGAGGCAUGACAGAGGUCUGCUGAAUGAGUGGAGAGAGGGAUGAGGGAUACCCUUUCUGAAGGCGGGCUCUUGAUGUAUGUGUGAGCUCAUCAUUCAUCACCCGGAGAAGAUAUAACGAGUGUGAGCUGCAGUUCCUCUGGUCCCAGAGAAAGAACAUUCUACUGUUCAGAGGUUGUCCAGACGGAGAGCGUUCUACUGUUCAGAGGUUCUCCACAAGAUGUUUGAUUUGGUGAAAUGUAGCAUGUACAGCUCUGAGACCAGGUGUGUCACAUCCUGUGUUUACACUUCUUUGUGAGUGUUUGUGUAUGCAUGUGUAUGUUGCUGUGCUGCAUUUUGGAGCAAGCAUAUUGACUUUUUCUGAAAAAACAGUUACUAGCUAGUUCAGUGCCCAUUGGCAGCACCCGUUGGAGGCAAAUGCAAGUGCAGUGCCCAUUGGCAGAGAACGCAUGUAUAUUUUGUUCUGGCGAGAUCAAUGGCUCCAUCACUUAAUGCAGCUCCACAUGGCUGUGAAUUCAUUUACAUAUUUAUUUCUCACAAACUGCUCAUCCAACCAAUAUCACCAUGUGUCACUGCAUGUCCUUGAGUCCUGAGCAAAUUUCAACUUCUUACAGUGCAGGGUUCUCAAGAUAAUCGAGCCACAGACACCCACAGACAGAGAUUCCUACCUUUAUAAUUAGAUUACUUUGCAUGUUAAUGUUGAUACAGCUUGACCCCGAAGCCCUGGGGGGUAUUCCAGGUAGCAGGUUUAGUGAAAACUUUGAGUUAGUUAACCCUGAAAAGAGGCAUACUCCGGGUUUUCUGUUCCAGAAAUAGAGGUAACGAAAACUUUUGGUCACUGUCCAUUGUAACUUACUCUGUGAACCUAACCUGCUCGCUAGCAGGUUUUCCAUUACAAAUUAUGUGUUUCUACAUAUCCCCUCCCACUUUAUGAGCCCGAUAGCAUUGGCAGACAUGGGAUAUCCUUUCCUGGUUCAGCCGAGCAAUCUCAAACAAAAUUGAAUUCGCUUAGUUAUACGCCGGGAGAGGAUUUUAUGACUGCGAUUCGAUGUGCUUUAAUUCCCUGAUGAAUACCUAAGUUAACGUUACCGUUUCCCAUCACAAUCUGUAAUUUAUUUUAGCAGAAUUCUCAGCCCUUACAUCGCUAAUGUUACACACCGUGGACGUGCCCUCAGAACCGGCCAAAUGCUUGUUGGCACUGAAAUAAAGACAAAUAAUUGAAAUUGGAUUUGGUC